AUGACAUUUAUCGGAAAAGCGAUACAUAUAUCCAUUGAUCUUGCAUUAGUUUCAACAUGUCUUGCGGGAAUGAAGAGAAAUACGGGGCUCACGUUCAAGACAGAAUCUAUCGAGAACGAGACUGCAAGAGUAUACACUAGGAAAUAUCUCAAUAUAGGUGAGUCACUCUAUGAUAGUGCGGUAGCUUCAUGUGGAUCUUCUAAAUAUUUCGUUCGCAAAUAG
This is a messenger RNA of Maudiozyma barnettii, 222 nucleotides long. RefSeq names its product mitofissin (gene ATG44). Gene Ontology annotation, cellular component: cytoplasm. The coding region runs from base 1 to 222 and encodes 73 amino acids. The transcript has 2 exons. The record is from RefSeq and is a predicted model, not a curated record. Lineage: Eukaryota; Fungi; Ascomycota; Saccharomycetes; Saccharomycetales; Saccharomycetaceae.